AGUAAAAAUGAAUGAAAAUAAUAAAAAAAAUUGCUCUGUGCAGCUCCAUGAUGAUUGCAAUCGCUUUAAUAAUCAAAAAACGUAUAAAGGAAUAAGCAGGGAAGCGAGUUCUCUGUGGAGAGAAAAUUGGCUAUUGUGUAGAGAUGCUUCCCAAGGAUUUCCUUGCAUGGCCAUAAACGAAAUUCUGCCGGAGGAUCCCAAAGCGUUCCGAAAUUUCGGGCGAAUGACAAAGGAAACGUUCUGCAGCAGGUUGCUCCCCUAAUUGCAAAGCAGGACACAAAUAUACGGGAAGCUAUUUCUCCAACUGCCAGGUUGCUUGACACUCUCCGGUGUUUAGCGACUGGCGAAAGAUUCCACCAAUUAGCGUAUGGAUUUCGAAUAUCUCAGGCCGCGAUUUCACUGAUUAUCCCUAAGACACUACGAGCUAUCUAUUCAGUUUUAGAAAAUGUUUCUUGAAGGUACCAAACACCCCAACUGAUUGGCGAAAUAUAGCAAAGGAAAUAUGAAAUGGAAUUUUCCUCAGUGUUUGGGUGCCAUUGAUGGCAAACAUAUUGCUAUUGCCAUCAGGCAGAAAUAUGGCUCGUACUGUUAUAACUACAAAGGUUUCCACAGCAUCAAAUUGCUGGCUGUGGUAGACGCAAAUUACCAAUUUCUUUGCGUUAACGUUGGAACCAAUGGGCGAGCAAACUACGCCGCUGCGUUUAAUGAAUCAUCGCUUUGUGAAGGUAUCAAAAAAAAUGCAUUUAAUUUCCCAGACGACAAAGUGCUACUGCUACCUAUAAAAAAUUGCCGUUUGUGUUCGUGGCUGACGAUGCUUUUAAACUAACUACGCCCAUCUUAAAGCCACAUGGACAGCGAUCAACGAACUACCACAAAAUUUUUUUUUUUACCGAUUAAGCAGAGCUCUUAGAGUGGUGGAGAACGCUUUCGGAAUCUUAGCAACUAAAUUUCAAGUUUUCCAUCGAAAUAUUCACCUGCCAGUAGAAAAAGUUGAAACAUUAACCUUAGCCGCAUGUGCACUUCACAACUUCAUUCGCUGCAGAGAUGGAUUCGACAGCAGCCUCACAGAUUCCGAAGAUACUGUCGCAGUAAAUAUGACAAAUGGAUCCUGGCGAAACGAGGUGCAACUAACUGAUAUUCAGAGAUCACAAGCAAACCGAUCCGGUGAAGAAGGAAGAAGGGUUAAAAUGUCAAAGUUUGUGGACAAGAAUAUUGAUGACGGCUUGAUACUCUCUGGUUACCAGAAAAAGUUUAAUACAAUGAAAAAGAAGUUUUUUGUAUUAUAUAAAGAGACAGCCCAGGAUUGUGCUCGGUUAGAAUACUUUGAUAGUAUAAAAAAGUUUAAAUCCGGCACAGCUCCUAAACGUGUUGUGAAAUUGGAGAACUGUUUCAACAUUAAUAGAAGGUUAGACACUAAAUAUGAUUUUGUAAUAGCGCUUGCAACAAAAGAUGGAGGCUUUGGAAUAGUACUUGACAGCGAGACUGAGAUGCUAAAAUGGUUACAAGCCUUGCUCUCACUUCAACGCAGCACUACUAAUCAAUAUGAAACAUCUUCUAAAUUUGACCAUGUUUGGCAAGUCGUCGUGCAAAAGAAGAGCUUGGCAGAGGAAAGAAAAAUUAUUGGAAACUAUCAUGUAUGCUUAUCUCCAAAGGCCGUCACAUUUAUUCGAAUCGGUCCUGAAAAAUCAUCAUCAGGAUAUAUCAGAACAACGGAUAUACAAAUUCCUUUAAACACUAUAAGAAGAUGAUAAGCUGACUUAUAUCAACAACAUGUCAUGGGUGGCUGAAUCGCGUUAUACCUAAAGUG
Rhagoletis zephyria (snowberry fruit fly) is the source of this 1807-nucleotide messenger RNA. Its product is annotated as insulin receptor substrate 1-like. The record is from RefSeq and is a predicted model, not a curated record. Gene Ontology annotation, molecular function: insulin receptor binding; phosphatidylinositol 3-kinase binding. Lineage: Eukaryota; Metazoa; Arthropoda; Insecta; Diptera; Tephritidae. Gene Ontology annotation, biological process: insulin receptor signaling pathway. Gene Ontology annotation, cellular component: cytosol; plasma membrane.